GGGAGGGGAGCGACAGUAGGGGUAGUUGACAUGCAGCUCUGACCGCGAUGAGACCUUGACGUGCAUAUCUGGACCAUCGAGAAGAGUUCCUCCGUCUCUUCUCCUUCACUACUCUUCCUCAACCUUGGCUCUCGAUGUGCUUCGAGCCUGAUAUGUAUGGAUGGCCAGCCUCGACAACAAGCGAAGGCAUCCCUUCCUCUCUCUGCGCGAGCUGGGCUCUGGCUGGGUUGAAGUAAGCUUGGCGGAAAGCAAGUUUCAAGCUCAGCUGUGCAGUGUCUUGUCAAGGAAAUCCUUCGAUGCAACUGUUGGCCAUGCAAUCUUCCGGAUUAUGGGAGGUUCGACGGACAACAAGGGAGGGAUUUUUGUCGGGACAGUGCAGGAUGGUUGUACGUCUGUGCUCGCCACAGCCUUUGGUGAGCGCAACGCUGGCGUGGGAUGGGGCAGGGGCAUGGCGUAUGUCCGGUGGGUGGAGGGGGCCCGAUCAAGAGGGAGAGAGAAACGAUAUCCCUUCUACCCCAACACGCAAUACGUGAAUGUGCAGCAGCUACACCAACUCUACCAAUACAGUGAGAAGGAUGUCGAAGAGCUCCUGGCCCGCUGGGGGAUGAAGAGUUUGAUCGCGACAUUCCGCCGCCUGGGGAUUGAUGGCAGGAAGCUCUACAACCUGACGGACCUGGACCUUGCCGACAUGCAUGUCAAUGAUCCCCGAGAACGUGCGAGCAUCCUUCACAACAUCCAUGCGCAUUUCAUCAAGCAUCACGGGUUUGACGUAGGGGACGUGGUCAAGCUCGUACUGGACGUUCCUAGAAGG
This is a messenger RNA of Guillardia theta CCMP2712, 811 nucleotides long. RefSeq lists its product as hypothetical. The transcript has 2 exons. The record is from RefSeq and is a predicted model, not a curated record. Gene Ontology annotation, molecular function: protein binding. Lineage: Eukaryota; Cryptophyceae; Pyrenomonadales; Geminigeraceae. The annotation marks the transcript as partial.